AUUUCUGUUUUACAUGUACUGGGCAAGUCAAAUUGAUCAAUUGAUACAGUGUAGGUGAUAGAUCGCCGAGAUUCACAUAUGGUACGUGUAUGCAUACCGGUACGACUGUACCGUACGAAGAGACCAAGCAUUCGGGGUGUUCUGAACGGUCCACUAUCCACGAUGCCACCCACGUACCGUGGAGUAUCUCUUCGUCACGGACAUACCGGUACCCUCAACCUUACCGUACGAACGUGGGAAGAUAGAUACCUCUUUGAUUCUUGCCAGGAAGCUGAACAGCCAGCGAGCUAAAUUUUCCAAUACCUGGUCUCUUCGGCUCUAGCUAGCUAGCUAGCUAGAUCUAAUGCCUGUCUUGUCUGUCCAUGGCACUUCAUGGGAUUGCUCAGUCAGCCGUCAGAGCCUCGCAUAAUGUAAGUUCCAAGAAAAGCAGAAAGCAAAAAGCAAGCCUUAGCUAGCUAGAGUACUAGCUACCGUAGCCAGAACUGGAUUGGAGAGUGAAGCACAGCACAACACUAGUAGUAUACCGUACCAUAUAUAGUUUCGAUGAGCUCCUCCCUUUUGGAUGCCCGUCAUUUCUCAGGUCGUUCGUUCUACAACGUUGCCUCUGUGGCCAUUGUGCUCUCUGCCUUUACCAAGUGUGUUUUGGACAUGGGCGGUUGGUUGCAUCAUGAUCAGCCCAGCAGUGCCGCCGUUGCCAUUGGAGUGACACUGGCGUCGUGUGUGCUUGCGGGAUUGCUCGCAUUGGCGCUACGGAAAUCGUACAAGUGGUACCUGAGACUGCGACGACGACUUGUAGUACUACUGCAAAGCUCACAGCUUAAGAUUGCCAACCGUAUAAGCAGUAGCAAGACAAAACAAGAGGAACCCACUAGGAAUGACAGAAUACGAACGAAGGAUAAUCAGGACUUGAUCAAGCCUGCACCUGCACCUGCAUUGCAAGCUCAAGCUACACCUGCAUUUCAAGCUGCAUUUCAAGCUGCAACUACCCCUGAACCUGAUGUUGAGGUUGAGCUGACUAAAACUAGUACUGGUAAAAUGGAAAAGAAGGAUAUCAAGAUGGAUAUUCCCUGGGCCACAGUCUUUGAGUUUUUGUACGGUGCGGAUAUUCAACGAGCCACCAUGGCAUCCAAGCACCACAAUCCAUGGAGAACCAAUGCCCUCACAUUUCAUGAUCAAGACGAACAGCAACAGGUAGUGGCAGCGCUCCAAAAUCGGCUACUCCAAGCCAAUCAUGCAGACUUUUACCGGUUCUACCACCACCAUCAUAAUCAUCACAAGUCACUGCCCAAAUUGUUGCAUUGUCUAGAUCACGGUCGCUACAUUCGAUGCGAUGGAUUUUAUUGCCAAAAGGAUACCCAGUUCCGAGGCUACCUUCGAUUCUAUCCAGAUGGAACCGUCAUUGGAGUACGGAGAACCGAGACACCCUCACAAAUGGCCCAAUGGCUCCACUCUUUUGAUGAUUCGGUCAAUGUACAAGAAGCAGGGGAGCAGCAACAGCAACCACAAGGCGUGGGAAGAGGGACCUAUCAAACCGAAUUCCUGCCACACACACACCAUGACUACCUGUUUCGAACGACCAUGACUAUAACCUUGAUGGGGAUUGCUACCUUUCACUGUGUCGGCCUUACGAAAUCAUCCAAUGGCGAUAUUGACCUCGAAUACACCAGCGAACUAUUCUUGGAUGGAAGUGUCAUUCAAGAAGAAUACACAUUCGUUCCCUUUCCCAGCAAACAGCAAAAACAGCUCAAGGUUGUGGACUAACAACUGUGUAAGCAACAAUUAGCCAAGCACUCUCAUGACAGACGUCAACUGAGAAUACGGCAGAAAUAAUGACAAUCAUGCAAGUGAAGCAAGGAGACCUUCCGUAGACAGUAAAGUUUUAAAAAGGAAGGGCCAACAAUUCACUCACAGCGGCAACUCAUCGAGCCUCAAGAGAUGCCUGCCUCGUUCUUUUUGUGGCAAGCCGAGCUCGUCGAUCAAUACUAUACAACCGAGCAAUGACUUUUUAUAAAAGUCAAGUUGGGGCUCUCUUUCUUGUGCGCACGUGUUUGGUACGACAAUCUGCUCCAGCUUCAUCAAGCGCAACCUUCUUGACCGGCACGCUAACGCAAGUCCCAAUUGGUUGACGCAGCAACAUGACACAUUCCAUGUCGUGGUCCACAUGUGCCAGCCAGAGCUACCGCACGAUCCGGUGGACGCGCUUGUACCAUACCAUACCAUACCAUACCAUACCAU
Messenger RNA from Seminavis robusta, 2235 nucleotides. The record is from the annotation of a GenBank genome assembly. Lineage: Eukaryota; Bacillariophyta; Bacillariophyceae; Naviculales; Naviculaceae.